Messenger RNA from Macadamia integrifolia, 2194 nucleotides. RefSeq names its product probable inactive poly [ADP-ribose] polymerase SRO2. Lineage: Eukaryota; Viridiplantae; Streptophyta; Magnoliopsida; Proteales; Proteaceae. The record is from RefSeq and is a predicted model, not a curated record. Gene Ontology annotation, molecular function: NAD+ poly-ADP-ribosyltransferase activity. The coding region runs from base 647 to 1768 and encodes 373 amino acids. The transcript is spliced from 6 exons.
CCCUCCAACCAACUUGUCCUGCUCUUCCAACUUCAAAAAUCGUAACCACCAAGAAAAGGAAAUCAAGAUUUCUUCUUCAUCUCUCUCUCGUGUUUCAGUUUUCUUCUCGGAUUCUCUCUCGCUCGACAUUUUGCAGAUUUGUGUAGCCUCGCUCUGAAUUGCUGCGUUUGAACGAACAAGGCUUGAUCUCCGGCUUCAAUUUGUAGAUCUGUUGUUUACUGUUGUGGAUUUCUGAAGUUGGAUUAAUUUGGUGUCGAAACUCGAUUUCUGAUGAAUUGGAUCUUGAAGUUGUAUACAAGAGGAUAUUUUGGAUACGGAUUCUCUCUUCGUUUUCCUUAAUUCCACAUUGUUUGGUGAAGAAACUGAUUAGAUAAACUUACUGUCUGAUUGACGAGUUUAAUUUCAUUUUCAUCUCAAGCUUUGUGUCGGUUACUCAAAUCGAAUUCGCUUCUGUUGGUUGCUUCUUUGUUUCUACUACUUUCUGAAAAUCUGUUAAGACGCUUUUGUUGCUUUAGAGAUACAGAGAAAUCUGUUAAUGUUUAGGGUUUAGCUUUCGUUUCUUGGAUCUCAAUAUUGCGUUGGAGCAGUUUUCGCUUUCAUUAGUUACCUCCCCUGCUAUAGGACGUUUAUAUUUUAGGUAGUUGUAAUGGAAACUAAGGGACAGAAAUCCCAGUUAUCAACUCUUUCUGUGAGAAGAAAUGGCAUGUAUGAACAUAGAUCUAGGGAUUUAGCGUCGGUCCAUUCUAGAAGACGUAGAAAAAUGGAACAUCUGGAGCAUUCGGAAAUCGGAGAUUCGGCGUCAGAUACCACCUUUGAGCGGGAGAUUUCGGUUUCCGAUUCGGAAAGUGGCGUUUGUGGCGACUCCACUGCUCCGGAAUUCGAGUCUUUCGAAAGAAAUGGACUGAUCAGUUUGGAAGAAGGAGAUAAGGAGCACGAUUUCAUUAAGAAUAGAUUCAUGUUGGGUUUGGGACCUCUUGAAAGGGAUACUACGGUUGUCGCCGUACACAAGAAUUCUUUCUCUAGUUUUCACAGAAAAGCUCGACUGCAAUCGUUCAAGAUCUUCUCGGAAGCAAUGUCUCGGAAGUGCCAUGGCAAUGCUAACAUAAGGUACGCUUGGUAUGGAACUUCGAGGGAUGGAGUUCAUAGGAUCAUUUCCCACGGAUUUGCUCAGGGUGGAAACUCUGAGAACAACAGGUUGAAUUGCUGCGGUCUUAAUUUUUCCCCAGAGAAUUCUUCUAUUGAGAGUGUGAUAGCCUCCGAUCUUGAUAAAAGUGGUUUACGACAUUUGUUGCUUUGUCGUGUGAUCUUGGGAAAUAUGGAAGAAAUCCUUCCUGGCUCUGGGCAGUUCCAUCCUAGUUCUGAGGAUUUCGACUCUGGAGUUGAUAAUCUGUCGGCUCCUAGGAGAUAUAUUAUCUGGAGUACACACAUGAACAGUCACGUCUUGCCUGAAUUUGUCAUUAGUUUCAGGGCUCCUCCUUGCUUGGAAGGGUUUCGAAGGACACAAGAGCAUGUGGUAAAACCCACAUCUGCUUGGAUGCCAUUCCGGACUUUAAUCUCAGUACUUUCAAGGUUCUUGGUUCCCAGCUCCAUUGCUUUCAUUGAGAAGUAUCACAAUGAUUAUAGAGAGAAGAAGAUCACUCGGCAGCAUCUGAUACAGAGGGUGAGGCAAAUUGCUGGAGAUGAGUUGCUUGUUGCAGUAAUUAAGUCUUGCAGGAGCAAGCAAUUUAAAACUACAAUGGGUGUUUCACCAAGCAGCAGCUCAAAGUAGUGCAGAGGAGUACAAAUGGAACAUGACUGAUUGUUGUCUACCAAUACAUACAAAAUUCUUUUGGAAAAGGAAAGCGAAGGAAUCUACAUGUACAGCAGCAGGAGAUCUAUAGGUUGAGUUUUGAUUAAACAAAUUACCAAAAAGAGGUUAAAGGAUGCUGGUGACAUGUUCUUAUUUUGCUGACUUGUUCUGAAGAUGUAACAGAGGUUGUGAUGGUGGGGGCAUUUAUGUUCGUUGACAGAAGAGCUACUGAUGCCUAAGUGGCGUUUCAGUACUUGUUUUGAAGAUAUAGCAGAAAUGUCUUUGUAUGGGGGAUUUUCUCUUGUUAUGUCGAUCGCUUCAUUUGGAGAUGGUUUACACAAUUGUAUCAGAGCAACAAUUAUAGUUCAUUGAAUAGGAAUUAAAGUUUCAAAGGAAAUUUAACAA